GCUCGGGGCUUGGAGUUCUCUGGGUUUAUCGACCAUUUUCGCUCUUCUUCUUGAACUUUUGCUUCCUCUGGCCUCCGAAAUUUCAUUUUUCUGGAAAGCACGCCUUUCAGAAUAGCGCCAAACUCCUCCUACUUUCUUUUCAAUUUCACCUGCAGAAUUUUGAGGGAAUCUGACUUAUUAGGCUUUCCUAUACGGCUGUUCUUUCUACUUUGAUUGAUUCACAAUGGUUGAAUGCAUAAUGGAGGACAUACCACUACCAUCUCUCUUUGAGCAAGCCCGGAAGAUUCACACAACAGCAACGGAGUCUGGGGCUGACCAGGAGCUUGUGAGGAAAGGUUGCGAGGCCCUGGGGAAGUGCGAGGACAUGAUAAAUAAGCUGGGUCUGUUCUCGGCUAAUGAGACCAAAGAUGAUAUUAGUACCACGAGUCUUAAGUAUAUUCUCGUGCCAUUUUAUCUAGCCGAGUUGACUGAAAAAAUAGCUCAGGAUGACAGGAUACAGAUUCUUAAGGCUUCCGAGGCAAAGCUAAAGGAUUUUCUCUCAUUUUGUGAAGCAAUGGAGCUUGUUCCACAAGAAGAGUUAGAAUGUUAUAAGCAAGGGGCCCCAAAAUCUGUUGCUGAUCAGAGGGCCAGAAAGAUUGCUAGAUUUAAAUGUCAAAGAGCAGCAGAGUCAAAGCUGCUGGAAAUAAAGGAGAGGAAGGAGAGACGUGGCCGUUCUACCAAAGCUGCUGCAUCUUCCACCCCUGUUGAGACAGGAGAAGAAGAAGCAUUGGAUGACGAUGGAGAAGAAGAAAGAGAGGCAUGGUUUACUACCAUAUCUUUGGCAAUCUAUAAGGCAUUAGAUCUGCUAGAAAUGUUAAAGAAAGAGGAAGAGAUGCUUUCGGCAAUAAAGGAGAGACAAUCCAAGGAUGGGGACAAGGAGUUCUCUAGGGAUGUUCUUGAUGAACGUGCAAAAAAAGCAGAGGCUUGGCAUCGGGAUGCUGCAACUCGUGCACAGUACAUUAAACCAGCGCAGCCUAUCACAUGCGCCACUUUUGCUCAAGAUGUUCUAGAAGGAAGAGCAAAGGUUACUCAGGCACAUGAUCACAAACACCAACCAGUUAUAUUUGGACCUGCCAGUCUUGUUAAUGGAAGCCUAACAAGUGAGAGGGAAAGAAUGGCGGCUCAGGUUUUCCAACCUGGUUAUAGGUUGCCAACCAUGAGUAUUGAGGAAGCUGGACUCAGGGAAAUGGAGAUGAUGAAUAAAUGGCAAGAGAGAAAUGCGAGGCUCAUGGAAGAAGCCAAUUCAUCGUGGUACAAGGAUGGGAAGUUGAGGCCUGGGGAAGAGGAUGAAGAUGAUGAUGCUGCACAGGAGAAGGCCAGAGCUUGGGAUGACUGGAAAGAUGAUAACCCUCGAGGGGCGGGCAAUAAAAAACUCACACCUUGUGGUUAAGUUUUAGGCGGUUACUGUGUUUGGUUGUUCCAUGCUGUCAUCUUUAGUUAUAAUGAAGUCACAUAUUUUCUCUAGUCGGUUUGCUCUCGAAAUUUGUGGAUAAGGUCCUAUAAUUCAAUCUCAGUGUAACAAUUGCUUUUAAGCUUAACCCCAAUAAAUGUGUUAUAAUCUCCUUCUGAGUUCGAGAA
Messenger RNA from Neltuma alba, 1617 nucleotides. Its product is annotated as PP2A regulatory subunit TAP46-like. Gene Ontology annotation, biological process: regulation of dephosphorylation; regulation of signal transduction. Gene Ontology annotation, cellular component: cytosol. The coding region runs from base 224 to 1429 and encodes 401 amino acids. The record is from RefSeq and is a predicted model, not a curated record. Gene Ontology annotation, molecular function: protein phosphatase 2A binding. NCBI's taxonomy places the organism in Eukaryota, Viridiplantae, Streptophyta, Magnoliopsida, Fabales, Fabaceae. The transcript is spliced from 9 exons.